ACUCACGCCGCCGCGGGAUAAUUUUGGGACAGCCAACAGCCCGUGACAGCAUCGCCGCCCAACUCGACCUACCCGCUCACCAUCCUAGAUCGCCGGCUCCUUUCACCUCUGCCACGAACCUAGAAAUCCCAAACUCCUCGGCUCCAGCCCAUCAUCCUCACCACUCCCGACCCGACCUUUCCAUUUCGCCGACCCAACACCCGUCGCAAGCCGCAAAACCUUCCAAGACAUCCCGCACUCCACUCCGCACCCCAGCCGUCAUCGGAACCCGCCACCCACGCUGCUACGCCUCGAAUCUCGGAAUCAUCCUUUGCCAAAACAGAAGUCACCGAGGUCCCCCGCCAGCUGGCGAGCCGGCGCCACUCGGCGAGAAUGCUCAGGCUUCUCCGCGCCAUGACGCCCGCUGUCGUCCGGGCGGCACCGACUAUUUCUCAGCCCGCGGCCGUUCGACUACAGCAGGCGCGCGUUACACGAGGCAAGACUUUUAGGAAAGCGCUGUUCGGUGGUGUCGCCGUGUACAUCUCAUGGAAGAUACUAGACGAAGGUAUCCUGCAGCCCGGGCUGUCGCGGAUCCUCGAUGAGAUGGAAAAGCUAGACCCCAUCGACGACGAAAACGACGCCGACUACGAGGACUGGUUUGUCCCGCUUCCCAUGUUCGAGACCGUCCGUCAGCCGCCCUAUUCAAGAUCGAGCCCCGAGUGGGCCAGAUAUGUCGAGUUCAACAGGGAAUCGGCCGAAGCCAAGAUGGAGCGAGAGAAAGUGGCCAACCAUGUCAGGCAAUUAGUCUACCAGUCCGCCGCCAACACCAAAUGGGUCAGUUCCAGAUUUGGAAAGGUUCACCCGUGGUCGUCAUCGCAUUUCUUCCUGUCCACGCCUCCCCAUCCUCCGCCCAAGAUCCUACAGCUGGGAUGGGUGCCGUUUCCCUCGGAUGGCGGACCUUGGCUGCGGACGCGUCGGACGGACUACAGGUCGUGGCGCCGCACGAUGAGGACGUUCUGGCCUGUGCAUACCUUGCACGCCAGUGCAGCCUUCUUGCAGACGCUGUUCCAGGAUACGAUUACGGAAGGCCGCAGCGCCCUAGGAUAUCCACCAUCAUCGAGCCAGGAGAGUGCGCCCAUCAGGAUACCCGUCCUGCCCCGGCUCUCCACCCUCCGCCCGAGACCGCAAGAAGGCGACGGGGAUGAGGAGGAUGCCGGCAUCUCGAAAGGCCCCGGAGGCAGGAGAACGCCGCUCCCACCGAACCUCGGGCCAAAGCAGGGAUCUGGGUCAGACCCCACGCCCCGUGCGACAAGGGCACCGGCUGGUGGGACGCUGCCAGAAGCCGGUGCUGCUGGACUCGGUGGCAAACAGCAGGAGGACCAAGCGCAGCGGAGUCAGGAGCAAGGGCAGAACCAUGACGCCAACGAGGCCAAAAAAUCGCUGCUCCCGCUAUUCAAGCGCGUGACGCCACCAACUGAGAUGGUGGACAAGCAAAUGAGAGAUCGUGCGUGGACGUCGUUUGUGCAGGAGCUCACCCCCCGCUGGCAGCUGCCUCCCAACCUGCCCCCUACCGGCUGCGUCGAGAUCUCGGGCUUCGUCUACCUCAAAACAGACAACUGCCACCUACAGGUGGAUGUCACUGCCCACUAUGACCUCCUCAAAAAGAAGCUUGACGAGCAGUCGAUGCGACUGUACAUCAGACGAGUUGGGGCCAUACGAGCUCUGAGACGCUGAGUUUGUUGCGAGACGGUUCUCGUCGGCGCCAUCUCGACGCAUGCCUUUGCCGUGCCUUUACCCUGCUUGCGGACAUCUGCUGCCAUUUUGGCGCAGUGCCAAACCAGACGUCACCGCGGAACCUCCUGAGGCAACGACCAGUCCCGAAAUUCCCCUCACCCGGCGCUUUCCCCUUGCCCUUGUUCAUCCUUCGCGUCCUCCUCUUGAGUCGCGCAUCUCUCCUUUUGGGUCGUUCCUUGUACGUUUGUAAGGGCAAGUGAGCCCAUCCCAGGUUUGUUUCCUUGUUGUCACAUUGUAGGUGGGUUGGGACGGGGUCAUGAGCGAUACCAUAGAAGCGAUCUUUUUACUCUUUAAUUUGUUCUUUUUAAUUCCAGCCCUCGUUUCACCACCAUGAUAGAUAGGAAUGCGUACUCCUAGUAUUUUGAGUGUUAUUUUGGAUCAUAUUUGAUGCCCCUCCCCGGCUAAAGCACCUGGUGUCAC
This is a messenger RNA of Gaeumannomyces tritici R3-111a-1, 2193 nucleotides long. RefSeq lists its product as hypothetical. The coding region runs from base 373 to 1713 and encodes 446 amino acids. NCBI's taxonomy places the organism in Eukaryota, Fungi, Ascomycota, Sordariomycetes, Magnaporthales, Magnaporthaceae. The record is from RefSeq and is a predicted model, not a curated record. The transcript is spliced from 3 exons.